Messenger RNA from Vigna radiata var. radiata (mung bean), 1092 nucleotides. Its product is annotated as pentatricopeptide repeat-containing protein At1g12300, mitochondrial-like. The transcript is spliced from 2 exons. The coding region runs from base 15 to 749 and encodes 244 amino acids. Lineage: Eukaryota; Viridiplantae; Streptophyta; Magnoliopsida; Fabales; Fabaceae. Gene Ontology annotation, molecular function: protein binding. The record is from RefSeq and is a predicted model, not a curated record.
UGAUUGCAGCAAAGAUGUGGAUACGAAGAAGUGUUAGGGUUUCUCUUCUUCCUUCCAUUGCCAAGUUUCCUCCUUUUCUUCCAAUUCAUAAUUCCCUCUUUUGUACUCACUCUCAUACUUCCUUACACGACGAAGCGGUUUCACAAUUCAAUAGCUUGCUUCAUAAGCGUCAUGUUCCUCCCGUCUUCGAAUUUGGAAAGAUUUUGGGAUUUCUUGUGAGGAUAAAGCGGUACCCUAUUGCUAUUUCUCUUAUUAAACAAAUGGAGCUCAAGGGAAUUCACAAUGACCUUGUUAAUUUCAGCCUCCUCAUGAAUUGUUUCUGUCAUUUAGACAAAUUGGCUUUCGCUUUCUCUGUAUUUGCCAAGAUUCUCAAACGGGGUUAUCAUCCCGAUGCCAUAACCAUAAAUACACUCUUGAGAGGUCUCUGUGAUAAGGGUGAGGUCAAGGAAGCCCUCAACCUUCACGACAAAGUAGUAGCACUAGGAUUUCCUCUCAGCCAAUUUACUUAUGGGAUUCUGAUCAAUGGACUGUGCAAAAUAGGAGAAACUGAAGCCGCAAUCAAAGUCCAAUCAGAACGGUUCAAGCAUAUUAUCUCACUUCAUAACAUGGAGAUGAUCAAGCUGAAGUCUAAAAGAACUAGAGAUAUACCACUUCUUGUGUGUAUGAAGGAUCGUGGCACAACUUCCUUUCAUUCAAAUGUGAUUAUACAUAACCAGCUGAUAAAGUUCUUACUUAGUUAUAUAUGUUGAAAUUACAUAAUUACAAUGAUAAAGUUCUUAGAUUAGUUACAUAGCCAUAUAUAGAACUCAAAUAUUGUAUUUGCUGUUGAGUUAAGGUUGCUGAAGACUAAUCUAUAGUUUCAACCUCCUUGACAAUGGUAGUGGCACCAAGUGCAUGGCUGUCAGAGUUGGAAACCAAAGUAUUCAAAAAAGUCAAAUAGUGGCAAUAACUGUUGAGUUUAAGUCCUCUUUGUGUAAAGUCCUUAACGAAGAGCUCACAAGCCUUGGAGAAAAUAAUUGGAGUGUCCUCUGAUAUCAUUUUAACAUCCUCCCUGGUUUCCUUCCAGAUAUCCCUCCACACAGUAACCCUGAA